AUGAGUACUGCCCAGUCCAUGGACAUCGCCACUGCUCGCCACCUCCUUGAGCAGGCAAUCAUCAAUCUCCGGAACUUCAUCAACUUCCGUGAGAUGAUUGUCAGCGUCGGUAACGUCGACCCCGAGACUUUCGAGGAACUGAGCUCCCACAUCUGGGACACCAAGCUGGAGAUUGCCCGUCAGAUCCGCGAGUUUAGCGACCCUCGCAGUGCCACCAUGCUGACCGACUUCUUCCGCCGGUUGAUCGGCAACAUGCCCAAUGCUGAUGGGGUCGUCCCUUGA
Messenger RNA from Penicillium coprophilum, 282 nucleotides. Its product is annotated as D-isomer specific 2-hydroxyacid dehydrogenase NAD-binding. Lineage: Eukaryota; Fungi; Ascomycota; Eurotiomycetes; Eurotiales; Aspergillaceae. The transcript has a single exon. The record is from RefSeq and is a predicted model, not a curated record. Bases 1 to 282 code for a protein of 93 amino acids.